This is a messenger RNA of Physella acuta, 2516 nucleotides long. Its product is annotated as leucine-rich repeat and death domain-containing protein 1. Gene Ontology annotation, cellular component: cytoplasm. Gene Ontology annotation, molecular function: protein binding. NCBI's taxonomy places the organism in Eukaryota, Metazoa, Mollusca, Gastropoda, Physidae. Gene Ontology annotation, biological process: signal transduction. The record is from RefSeq and is a predicted model, not a curated record.
CGUAGAUCAAGUAAAUAUACUGAAAGUUCGUAGGUGUUGUCUGCCCUGCAAAAUUCCUUCACAGAUCUUUCGACAGCUUUGGCUUAACGAAAAUGUUUGGCCAUCGUGGAUCUGUUUUAUCAGAUAAAUCAAAAACUUCACGAGCAGAAAAAUUUAAAAUAGGACCAAAACCCAGUGACAGACUAAAACCUGCUGAUAAAAAGCAAGAAAAAUCAGCAAAGAAAAAACAAGCAUCAAAAAAAGUUAACAAAUUUGCUCAGCUUCUGCACGUGCAAGGAACCAAGGUUUGCUUAGAACUCAAUAACAAGGGAUAUAGAGAAAUUCCAGAUGGUGUUUUUGACCUAACAGACCUUACAUGUUUGUUUAUGCUAAACAAUGAUAUUGAUCGUCUGCCAGAUAGUUUUGUAAAUCUUUCAAAUCUUGAAGCCCUCAUUCUUACAGGAAACAAUAUACAUGUUGUCAAUCGACAAAUUUUUAACCUCACUAAAUUGCAGGUACUUGAUCUGUCAAAUAAUGAAAUUUCAACAAUAUCAUCUGAAAUAAGUUGUCUAAGAUGUUUAACCCAGUUACUCCUCAAUGGAAAUAGACUAGAAAAUCUACCAUCAACAUUAGGAGAUAUGAAAGAGCUUUGUGUUCUUGGUCUUAAUGAUAAUAUUCUUACUUCACUACCAGAUAGCUUGGCAAAUCUUAAGCAUUUACAAAUAUUAGCUCUAGAAAGAAAUAUGUUGGAGUUCCUCAAUCCAUCAGUUUGCAAAAUAGAAAGUCUUAGGCGCCUGGGUUUAACAGGAAAUAAGAUGAGUAAUUUACCUCAUGAAAUUGAAGGUAUGACUGACUUACAGCAACUUCUACUUGAUGAUAAUCAGUUUGAAUUUAUUCCUAUACAGAUAUUCUGGCUGCAGGAACUGAUUGAACUUUCCUUUUGUGGUAACAGUAUUAUACAGAUUCAGCCAGAUAUUAAAAACAUGACCAAGCUUAAAGUGCUUGGGUUGAGUAACAACAGACUCACUGAUCUGCCACAUGAAUUGAUGCAGCUUACCCAAAUUGAAAAGUUAGCACUAGAUAAUAAUUGCCUAACAAGCUUGUCUGAAGAUAUUGCUAAUCUUUACUGCAUGAAAGAACUUAAUCUUGGCUCCAACAACCUCACAGAAUUGCCUGAUAGUAUCAGCCUAUGUUGCAGUUUAGAGAUUCUCAGUGUUGUAAACAAUAAAUUGACCAAAUUACCAAUAGAGCUGGGCACAUUACAAAAACUUCAUACUUUAAUGAUUUCACAAAAUGAAUUUACUUCCAUUCCUGUUUGUGUUGGAGCCCUAAGAGUACUACAAGUAUUACUAGCAGAAGAUAACCAAAUAGAAGAAGUUCCAGAGACAUUUGCUGGUCUUCCACAUCUCAAACACUUCAAUCUUAGUGUCAAUCGUAUCAGUAGCUUUCCCUUAGCUAUAUGUAAGGUGCGUUCUCUUGAGGUACUGGAUGUAUCUUGCAACAAUCUAUUGGCUAUACCUAAUGAGAUCAGCAAUUUACAAAAUCUUCAGGUCUUAAAUCUAAAGGAGAAUCUUCUAGAGGAAAUACCACCACAGCUAUACAGUCUUCACAAGCUUAAAGGCCUUGAUCUAUCUGAUAAUGCACUUUCUGAAGUUCCUUCCAAUGUUGCAGAAAUGGCAAGCUUAAAUGAAUUGAACUUAUCAAAUAAUCAGUUUUUUGAGUUCCCAAAAGCAGUUUGUAAUGUUCCAAACUUAAUAACUCUUCGUUUUGAUCAGCGAAAUGGGAAAAAAAUAUCUUCAUUGCCAGAAGAGAUUGGAAAUCUAAAAGUCAAAGAAUUAAUAGUCAGUUAUAACACCCUGCGUACAUUUCCAAAUUCUAUCAAUGGAAUGUCAAAUCUUACACACCUCUAUGCAGAUCACAAUGAGAUUUGGAUUCUUCCAGAUUCUAUAUGUGAAAUGCAAAAAUUGCAACUCCUUCAUCUCAAUAACAAUAACCUUACGACUCUACCUAGAGACUUUGAUCAACUUAUCCUAUUACGAGACCUUCGGCUGUAUGAAAAUCAGCUCAAAGUACCACCAAUGGAUGUCUGUGUCAGUGGAGUUUUGCAGCCUAUCGGCCUUUUUUUAAGAAAAGCAUUUAAAAGAGAAGAGCUCUUGAUGGAAAGAAUGUUCCAAGCAAUUAAAGAGGAUCUUAACAAAUCACAGCUGCGAUCUUUGCUUAAAAAGCUUAAAGUACCAGAAAAUCAUAUUAAUGAAUUAGAAAUGAGGUUUGCUGGUAGAGAUCAAGUACCAGACAGAGUUGUUGCUAGUUUGCGACAUUGGAAAGAAUACUUUGGGCCUAUGGCUACAAUUGAUGAACUUAUUAGAAUAACACAUAUUAUAAACUUUGAUCAAGUUGCUACUAAACUUAAAACAAUGAAGAUUUUUUCUCAGCGUCUAAGACUUUAAAACUGAUUCUUAAAUAACCAUCACACAAAAAAAGGAGUUGGAUAAGUAUAUAAUACACAAUUCUCAAUAUAUAUAUAUAUAUAUAUAUAU